Molecule: messenger RNA, 1273 nt
Organism: Acaulospora colombiana
Lineage: Eukaryota; Fungi; Glomeromycota; Glomeromycetes; Diversisporales; Acaulosporaceae
Source: the annotation of a GenBank genome assembly
UCACUUACUCGAUCAAAAGACGUCAAAAAGCCUUGAAGAACGAAGCGUCGAUCAAGGCCAAAUCCUCGCGUCAAGAUCAGAAGAUGUCCCAGAGCUCGUGUCGAGGACUGAAGAAGAGCAAGAUCUCGUCUCAAGAGACUUGGAGAAACGAGCAAGAGCGCCCGUCAAAGCUGCAGUCAAAGCGGCGCCGCCAAAACCUGUACCCAAAAAGGCACCUGCUGCUCCAGCAAAGGCGGCACCGAAAGCAGCCGCUCGAAAGGCUACCCCCGCAAAAGCGGCACCGAGACAGGCUGCGAAGAAAGCUGCCCCUCAGAAGAAGGCUCAGGCUAGUGUACGCAAGCCAGCUCAGAGGAAGGUGACCACGCCUAAAAAGGCAAAAGCUGUCGUCAAUAAGAAGGCUGGAGCAAAGGCACCUGCCAAAGCGAGAAAACCUGCGCAGCAGUCUCGCAAGGCUUCCAAUAGUAAUAAGGCAAAGUCGGGAAAGAGCGUUGCGCGAAAGGCUCCUGCGUCCAAGGCCGGCAAGAACAAUGCGGCCAAGUCGCGCAAAGCACCCGCCUUCAGGAAGGCAGCGGGUUCUAAGGGUGGCAAGAAUAUUGCGGCCAAGUCCAAGGCUGGCAAGAGUAACGCGUCAAAGUCUCGCAAGGCGCCAGCGUCCAAGUCCAAGGCCGGCAAGAAUAACGCGUCCAAGUCUCGGAAAUCCACUGGAUCCAAAGGGGGCAAGGCUGUCGCAUCCAAGUCGCGCAAGGCGUCUGCUUCCAAGAGCGGCAAGAAUAACGCGUCCAAAGCUCGCAAGGCGACGAACAAGAAGGCUGUAUCCAAGUCCAAGACUGGAAAGAACAACUUGUCAAAGUCUCGCAAGGCGUCUGCUUCCAAAGCUGGCAAGAAGACCGCCUCAAAGUCCAAGUCGAACAAGGUGGCAAAGUCCAAGGCUGGAAAAGCUUCUGCAUCCAAGCCCCGGAAGGGCAACGCUUCCAAGUCUGGCAAGAAAGCCGUCUCUAGCUCUCGCAAGGCUAAAGGUGGCAAGAACUCUGCGUCCAAGUCUCGCAAAGGAGUCGCCAAAUCUAGCAAGAAAGCAGCCUCCAAAGCUGGAAAGGGGUCUAGAGCCAAGGGCUCGAUGAAGGCAUCAAAGUCUCGCAAGUCUGCCGCUUCCAAGGCUGGCAAGGCCACCGCCAAAUCUCGCAAGUCUCCUGGCAAGAAAGUUGCAUCCAAGUCUAGCAAGAAUGCUGCCUCAAAGUCUCGCAAGGCAUCUGCGUCCAAGUCAAGAAAGAACUCU